Cololabis saira (Pacific saury) is the source of this 2545-nucleotide messenger RNA. It is a transcript of the gene itk, whose product is annotated as IL2 inducible T cell kinase. Gene Ontology annotation, biological process: peptidyl-tyrosine autophosphorylation; T cell receptor signaling pathway; B cell receptor signaling pathway. The transcript is spliced from 17 exons. Bases 71 to 1924 code for a protein of 617 amino acids. Gene Ontology annotation, molecular function: ATP binding; protein binding; non-membrane spanning protein tyrosine kinase activity. NCBI's taxonomy places the organism in Eukaryota, Metazoa, Chordata, Actinopteri, Beloniformes, Belonidae. The record is from RefSeq and is a predicted model, not a curated record.
AGGCAGCAAGUCGCUCCACUCAUGACAAAACCUUCCAUCUUCACUCGCCGUGUUCUUGGUAGCUGUAAUCAUGUUCCCCAGGGUCAUUCUGAAGGCAACUAUGAUCAAAAAGUCUCAGCAAAAGAAAAGAACAUCACCAUGUAACUACAAGGAAAGAUUUUUUGUGUUAGACACUGAAGCCCUGACGUAUUCGGAGCGGCGCCCGGGGAAAAAACCCAUGCCGAAGGGUUGCAUUGAGCUGUCCAGAAUAAAGUGUGUGGAGAUUGUGUGCAGUGAUGUCCCCAUUCCAUGCAACUACAAGUACCCUUUUCAGGUUUUUCAUGGCAACCAUUACCUCUACGUUUUUGCCCCUGACAACGACUGCCGUCAGAGAUGGGUCAGAGCUCUCAAGGAGGAGACCAAGAACAACAACUUGGUUGCAAAGUACCACCCAAACUUCUGGAUGGAUGGAAAGUGGAGGUGCUGCCAACAGGCGGAGAAGCUGGCAGCAGGUUGUCUUCUAUAUGACCCCGUCGGCUUUGCAUCUAAAAAGCCACUUCCCCAACUCCCAGAUCCAGAGAUGGUGCUGCAGGAUUCAGGGGUGCAGAUGGUCAUCGCUCUGCAAGACUACACACCACUGGGAGACGACGACUUACCUCUUCAGAAAGAUCGGGAGUAUCUUCUGAUCAACAGCUGCCACUCGGACUGGUGGUCUGUGCAGGAUGACAGGGGGAACAUAGGUUUUGUGCCAUGUACGUACGUGGCUGAAAAAUCUGGCAACAACUUUGAAAGAUUUGAAUGGUACAACAAAUACAUCAACAGAGCGGAAGCAGAAGAUUUAUUAUUGAAAGAGGGAAAAGAAGGAGCCUUCAUGGUGCGAGACUCAAGACAGGCGGGAGUCUACACGGUGUCCGUUUUCACCAAAGCACCGGGCUCCAACGGAGAGAAGAAUCCCAGAGUGAAACAUUACCAGAUCAGACAGACGGAAAGUGAGGAGAGAGCGUUUUACUUGGCGGAGAAGUACCUGUUCAGCACCAUUCCUGAACUGGUCCACUACCACCAACACAACGCUGCCGGUCUGAUAACUCGACUGAGACACCCCGUCUCACAAGGGGGAUGCUGCUCCCAGGAAACUGCUGAUCUCUCCGAAGUUCAGUGGGAGAUCGACCCCGAGGAGCUGACCCUGGGGCAGGAGUUGGGCAGCGGGCAGUUCGGACUGGUCCUGGAGGGGACAUGGAGGGACAGGAUGGUGGCAGUGAAGAUGAUGAAAGAAGAGUGCAUGUCACUCGACGAGUUUAAAGAGGAGGCGAAAAUUAUGAUGAGACUGUCUCACUGUAAGCUGGUCCAGCUUUACGGGGUGUGCACCCAGCACUCCCCCAUGUGUCUGCUGUUUGAGUUCAUGGAGAACGGCUGUCUGUCAGACUACCUGCGGGACAGGAAAGGCCAACUGUCUCAGGAUAUAAUGUUGGGAAUGUGCUUGGAUGUCAGUGAAGGAAUGGCUUACGUGGAGAGCUCCAACUUCCUGCACCGGGAUCUGGCUGCCAGAAACUGUCUUGUCACAAGCAACAAUGAGGUGAAGGUAUCCGAUUUCGGCAUGACCAGGUUUGUCCUGGACGACCAGUACACGAGCUCACAGUGCUCCAAGUUUCCCGUCAAGUGGUCGGCCCCGGAGGUGAUCAGAUUCUCCAAGUACAGCAGCAAGUCUGACGUCUGGUCCUUUGGUGUGCUCAUGUGGGAAGUGUACAACGAAGGCCGUCUCCCGUACGAGAACCGCUCUAACACGGAGGUGGUGGAGUCUCUGAACGCAGGCCUGCGGCUGCUGAAGCCCCGCUUGGCCCCAGAGUCCGUCCACGUGCUCAUGGAGUGGUGCUGGAAGGAGAAAGCAGAAGAUCGUCCGUCUUUUGCUCUCCUCCUGCACGAGCUGGCCACCCUCUCGGAUCUGUGAGCCGGAGAUCUGAGGCCGUUGCAACCACAGCUGUAUUUAUAUUAUUUAUUUUUCAAACAAUAACUUGUUACAUACCAAGUGUUUCUGAUUUUCAUUGUGUUUCUUCUUUCCAAAAAUCACCACAAGUUCCUCAUGUAAAAGUGAAAUGCUGGUCAGAUGCUGUGGUCAACUUACCACAGAGAUGUACAAGCCCCGCCUUUCUAAGCGUUCGACUGAAGGUUUCUGUUCAUUUCAGUCACUUUGAGGAGGGGAACGGUGCCUCUGUUGAAAUAAAAGUUCCACAUUUGUGCUCCCCACUUCUGAGGUACAAAAAAAGAGAGCGUGAUUUAAAAACCAAGAGGACAUAAAGACAAAGACGGUCGGAUCUCUCACACUACCUUGCUAUUAUGAAUGAAUCCCAUGUUUUAAGAUGCAAGGUUACACCAAACAUGCCACAAAGGGUCAUAUUAUGUUUGUUUUUUGUUGAAUCUGCACUUUAAUUGUUUAUGAUUGUGUAAACAGUUAUUGAAAACGCUUUUAAAGUCCACUCACACUGCCAUUGUGCCAUAACUGUGUAUAGGUUUCACAUAUUGUACAUCGUCUUUACUUCAUUUAACAGAGCGGACGGUUGUAAGUGAGCUC